AAUCGACCGGGCCACCACCGGAUUCCCGCACCGUGGCUUGGCGGCUUGCUGAAAACACAGAGCCGAACAUGGAGCACGCGACCCCUCCGGCCGCCGCCGCCGGCGGCGUCACGGCCACCGUCGAUCUCUCCCCUGCAGCCACCGACCUUGGUGGGGCGCACCACCUGCCCUGCGGCAUCAAGCAGAACGGCGGCGCCCCCGUCUCCGACUACUUCAAGCCCAGGAGCACAGGUGUGGAGGUGGAGGGGGUGAGGGUGGAGGAGGCCUUCUUCCGCGGGAGGAAGCUGCAGGGCGCUACCCUUGCACUCCCGGAUGGCUACCGAGGUUAUGUAUUGGAGAAGAAGAGUGGAGGAAAGGAUAAACAGAAUUCAGAUGGUGAAGUGAGUAAUUUUGUAGCCCGUGCGGAAUUCCAGAACAUAACCUACUGGAAUCAUGAUACCACGCCAUCAGCAGAGGAUUCCCUCCCAAGGUGCUUUCAUUGGCUAACUGUUGCUAAUGCGAUGCACAAACCAGUGACUUCUGAAGAGCUGGCUAACAUGUCAGCAAUGCAGAACCAGGACAACUAGAUUCAUUGUAUGGUGAUUAUGAUUUUCCCAUAUGAUGUAACCGUGGCACUGGGGGAAAAAGUCUCUACUCAAUGUAAUCUCGACUCGGGGAACCAACCUGACAAGCUAUCUACCUGUCUAACAAGCAGCAUACUAUUUCAGCGUAUCCACUAGGUAACGUUUAGGGUUAAGGCCUUAAGGGUGCUCUGCUUCAGGAGAUCCACCUUCAGUAGCACGAUAAUGCUUGGGUAGUGUAGACUGGGAGCUGGAAGCAUGGAACUAUUGUGUUCAUUUCUGCAGUACAGACCAUUGAUGUAUCAAUCAUCUGCAAUGUUGUGAAAGUGCGACAGUGUUGCGUUGCCUGUCUUAACUCUUAA
Molecule: messenger RNA, 922 nt
Organism: Setaria italica (foxtail millet)
Lineage: Eukaryota; Viridiplantae; Streptophyta; Magnoliopsida; Poales; Poaceae
Product: ribonuclease H2 subunit C
Exons: 4
Coding region: 69-566 (165 amino acids)
Biological process (GO): RNA catabolic process
Cellular component (GO): ribonuclease H2 complex
Source: RefSeq, a predicted model, not a curated record